UCUGUUCUUAGUGACUUUGGUCCUUUCAUGACGAAUAAUAAAAUUAAAUAAAACCAUGUAGAUCGAUGAUUAUUGUUCUUUAUUGACAUAAGUGUCCUUAUUGACCUUCUUCGUUUCUAGAAAGCUAAGAUCAUAUAUGUCUAUACUGAUCAUGCAUUAUUCAUACACGAGCUGCAUGCAGUACGGUGGCGUCAAGAGUAUAUUUGGUAAGUGUUUGCAUGCACAACUAAGAUUUCCUUUUUCUAAUCCCUAAUCAAUAUUAAUAAAAAAAACAAAUUCAUUUUCAGUAUCUUCUAGAAAAUAAAACACAACAAACAUUGAGUAUUCAUAGAAAUGUGGUGGUCGUGGUUUCUAAAUAAAUGUCUGUUGAUAUUUCAAUAUUUGUUAAUUUAAUAUAAAGGUAUUCGUUUUAAUUAUGAUGGAAAAUAUUCAAUUAAAUAUAAAACAAAUCGUAAAACAUUAUUUAAUAUAUUAAAACAAAAGAAGAAAUACAAAAUUUUUACUUUAUCAACGUCAAAAAGUUAAUUUUAAUAAAGAUGAAAAUAUAAAAAGUGCUGAGGAUUUUAAGUACGAAAUUUUAUUUAAACAAGUAUUUAUCUUUCAUUUAAAAUUUUGUUUUAGAAAAUUAUUUCCCAAAUAUACAACAUAUUCUGAUUAUAGAUCUUAUGUUAUGGAAAUUAUGAAUGAUGGUCAUGCAACAAAUAUUAUGAGUGUUGGUUAUCCCAUUGCAGUAACAAAUACAAGUGGAACCAGUGGAGAUCCAAAACAUUUUCCUGUGGAAUUUCUAUUUAUUCAUCGUAUUUUAUAUUCAAGCAUUUCUCGUAUUAAACGAUGA
Messenger RNA from Rotaria sp. Silwood2, 835 nucleotides. The record is from the annotation of a GenBank genome assembly. NCBI's taxonomy places the organism in Eukaryota, Metazoa, Rotifera, Eurotatoria, Philodinida, Philodinidae.